This is a messenger RNA of Cherax quadricarinatus, 1858 nucleotides long. NCBI's taxonomy places the organism in Eukaryota, Metazoa, Arthropoda, Malacostraca, Decapoda, Parastacidae. The record is from RefSeq and is a predicted model, not a curated record.
GUAGUGUCCAUCCUGACGGUGUUCUGCUGACAUCCUGCAGUAGUAGUGUCCAUCCUGACGAUGUUCUGCUGACAUCCUGCAGUAGUAGUGUCCAUCCUGACGGUGUUCUGCUGACAUCCUGCAGUAGUAGUGUCCCCUCCUGACGGUGUUCUGCUGACAUCCUGCAGUAGUAGUGUCCAUCCUGACGGUGUUCUGCUGACAUCCUGCAGUAGUAGUGUCCAUCCUGACGGUGUUCUUCAGCAGUAGAGUACCUCCUUACGGUGUCCUGCUGUCUUCUAGUAGUCCCUGCUGACGGUGUCCUCCAGCUGACAGUAUCCUCCAGCUGACAGUAUCCUCCUGCUGACAGUAUCCUCCUGCUGACAGUAUCCUCCUGCUGAUGGUGUCCUCCUGCUGAUGGUGUCCUGUUGAUGGUGUCCUCCUGCUGAUGGUGUCCUCCCGCUGACAGUAUCCUCCUGCUGACGGUAUCCUCCUGCUGACGGUAUCCUCCUGCUGACGGUAUCCUCCCGCUGACAGUAUCCUCCUGCUGACGGUGUCCUCCUGCUGACGGUAUCCUCCCGCUGACAGUAUCCUCCCGCUGACAGAGAUGCAUACCUUCCUGUCUCGUGUUAACGCCGUCAGCGCCUUCAGUCUGAGUACCCUGGCGGCUCUCACCUUCCUCUGCUUCGCCUCAACUUUCUUCAUUAAUUACAAGGCUCCUGUCACCAUUACUGCCGCUAAUAUUGUUCUGAAAAAUGUACCCGAGUAUGCAGUGUCAAGGGAGAAGAAUGACCUGGGUGCUCUCCGCUUUGACCUGUCUUCAGACUUGACCCCACUUUUCAACUGGAACACCAAGCAGCUGUUCCUCUACCUCACUGCUGAGUAUGAGACGCCUAACAACAAGAUUAACCAGGUGGUGCUGUGGGACAAAAUCAUUAAGCGAGGAGAUGCUUCUGUGAUCAACCUCAAGAAUCAGCACCUCAAGUAUUACUUCUGGGAUGAUGGCAAUGGUCUUUUGGGUCACAAUAAUGUGAGUCUGACACUUUCAUGGAAUAUCAUCCCUAUUGCUGGUACACUUCCUACAUGGAGUGGUACAGGGAGCUACAAGCUGGCCUUCCCAUCAGAGUACACCCUUGGUAGAAGCUAUUAAUUCACAGAAAUGUUAACAAGUAUUCAGAUUCAUGGACUCUGUGAGUCAUGUGGUAUUAAAUGUGGUGUUUCUUGAAUUACUUUUUUGCCAGAACAUUUUUUUUUUUUUUGACUUUCUCUACUGCUUUAACAUUUUAUGUGCAUUUUCCAUUCAUAGGUUUAUAAAAAUUAAAAUCUUACAUCUAUAAUUUGUGUCAUUUCUGUAAUUUAGGAAAAUGAAUACAUCAAGGGAAUUCCCUUGAAAUGAGUAACUAAGAUUUUGUGAAGAUUGUGUUCUGGAGUUAGAGCACUAAGGAGGUCAUUGUGUUGCCCUAUCAUGGGUUAAGUAAAUUAUUUUUUAUCUACUGUUAGUCAUCUCCAUGUUCAUUAUAACACCUAAACACAGCAGAAUUCUGUAUGUGUGUGUGUGUGUGAAAGAUAUUAACAUAUAGGCACAUUUAAUACUUAUAAUUUGAGAUGGUUACUUUAUUUCUUUUAAGAAAAUUAAUAAUUCUUUUGUUUUAGUGAGGAAUGUAACUUUAAAGACAUUUCAGAUGGAAAGUAAACUGUUUUCUUUAUGUAAACUUGUUAACUUGAGAAAAUUGGCAUUGGGAAGAAAUCAAAACAAAAAUUCUCAAUGGAAUUAUUAUUGAAGUAAUAAAAAAUGCACUUUAGGGUUUAUACAGUGAUGUAAAAAAAUUUUUCAUAUGUAUUAAGCCUACUGGGUAUGUAUGUUAAUAAAGUGACUUUUUCA